AAAGUUAAAGGAAAAGCCUUCGACAAAGCUGAAAAUGCCUGGUUAACGUCGUUCUGUAGCUAAUCCCCUAGCCAGCUUGCUAGUCAAGCGAAUAAAAUGAUUGCUAGCCGCCGAGUUUUCCCUUCGGAGGAGAGCUCUAUAAUUGGCGGCUAUGCAUUAAUGGAAGUUGUAUGCAUAUUGUGUCCCUUCUCCCACAAUCCAUAUGUGUUACAUCCUUUUUCAAGAAGAGCCCUUUUUGGAGAGAGCAGUUGUGUUAGCCGUGUUGGCUAACUAGCUAAAGUUGGAUCGUAAAGGCCGAAGCGGCGCCAUUUUGAAUCAAGCACCUUAAUUUAGAGCUAGUCGUCCAAGGUCCAUAUCGGUGCUUUUCCACCUCUUGUGUGAAAUUGAUGGUGAAAGGAAAUCGCAUCAACGACAAAGUCUACCCGCACGCUACUAUCGUGGGAGCAAAAUUCUUCUUUUUUUGGUCAAGUCCCAGCGCAGCGGCCAGACGGCCUUUUGUUCGGGAGUGGCUGACGCUCUUCUCAGCAAGGCCCAUUUUGGUGGCUAUUCAACCGGUGUGGCUGUUGCUUUUUGGAUGGAUCAGUGGACUUUAAACCUCCUCUCUGAUAGUUUUCAUGUUAAGGCAAAUCAUCACUCCUUAAGUGUGAAUGAAUAUCUAAACAAAGCCCCAGUCAAAAUGGCGUGUCUCAAAAUGGACGCUCAGAUAAUCCACGCUCAUUGAUGGGGGGAUAGCUGGGCCCCCUUUCAGUUUGUUUACAUCCCCCUCCCCACUCAUCUUAUGGACAUUUCCCCCAUCAUGAAAGCCCUUUUCGUGGCUUGGUAAAGAACUCUUGUGCGGGCCUGGAAAACAUGGUGCAACGCUGGAGGCAACGCUGCUUCAGACGGCGACCCCCUGUGUCCCUGAGGAUCAUGUCUGGAGGGCCUCUGGUGGAGCCUAAACAGCUUCCAGAUAAGUGGCAGCACGACAUGUUCGACAACGGCUUCAGCGGCUUCAAUGGUGCUGCUGGAGGUGGAGGAGGAGCUGGCGUGGAAACUGGAGGGAAGCUCCUCGUGUCCAAUCUCGACUUUGGGGUCUCAGAUGCAGAUAUUCAGGAACUUUUUGCUGAGUUUGGAACUCUGAAAAAGGCCGCAGUUCAUUACGACCGAUCAGGAAGAAGCCUGGGAACUGCAGAUGUCCACUUUGAAAGGAGGGCAGAUGCGCUCAAGGCCAUGAAGCAAUACAAUGGCAUCCCACUGGAUGGGCGCCCUAUGAACAUUCAGCUCGUCACAUCACAGAUCGACACACAGAGACGGCCAAUGCAGGGUCUGAACAGAGGCGGCGGUGGAGGAAGCAUGAUGAACAGAAGUCGUGGUGGUGGCAGCGGCUUUGGAGGCAUGCAGAGAGGCCGUGGAGGGCGUGGCGCAGGUGGCCCUAGAGGACGAGGACGAGGCGGCCGUGGCGGUAGUAGCAAGCAGCAGCUGUCAGCAGAGGAGCUCGAUGCCCAGUUAGAUGCCUACAAUGCCAGGAUGGACACCAGCUAAGAACGUAAAAACAAGUUCCUGAGGGUCGUCGUCCCUUCCUGUCUGCACAGAAGGGUGGCUGUUACAAAUGUGCAGAUUAUUUUACACUUGGUUGUCUUCUAAUGUGAUUGAAAAUAUUGCCCCACCUCUUGUUUUAAAUGCUCCAAAGUGUUUUUUACCAGUUUUGUUUGUUUUUUUUUUUUUUUUUUUUUUUUUCUGAUGGAAAAAAAAAUGGUUUCAACUGUAGGUUAUGGAACUGGGUUUCCCCAGUUUGUUCUUCUACCCUGUAGUUAAACACUUGUAAUAAAAACCUGCAGUGCAUAUUAACCACAUUAAAUGUCCUGUUUUUUGUUUUUUUUGUUUGUUUGUUUGUUUGUUUGUUUUUUGUUUUUGUUUUUCUGGUCAUAUGUCUACUUGUGCACAAGUUCACUAUAAAAUGUAUGAUUUCACCUGUAGUGUAUCAGGAUUAAAGACCUGUAUUUGCUGA
This is a messenger RNA of Pelmatolapia mariae (spotted tilapia), 1987 nucleotides long. RefSeq names its product Aly/REF export factor (gene alyref). The record is from RefSeq and is a predicted model, not a curated record. Gene Ontology annotation, cellular component: nucleus. Gene Ontology annotation, molecular function: mRNA binding. The transcript is spliced from 6 exons. Gene Ontology annotation, biological process: mRNA export from nucleus. NCBI's taxonomy places the organism in Eukaryota, Metazoa, Chordata, Actinopteri, Cichliformes, Cichlidae. Bases 850 to 1521 code for a protein of 223 amino acids.